GACAAGAUACAUCGAAAACCCACAUUCGACCUGGUGGCGGUUAUUCUAAAUACGAGAGCAUUACUGUGACAAUGGGCAGCAUGUAUUAUAAUGAGUCGAGAAUGGUGAGGAAAGAUGAGGUGACAUGCAAUGUUAUUAUAGGAGAUGAUAAGAAAACUGUGGUUUACGCGCUCCGUAUCGGAAAUGGCCCAAUUAUGCAAAAAACGUUUGAAGAAUAUGAAAGAUUUUUUACAACUGAAAAGGAUAUGAUCCCGGCUACAAUUUUCACUGCGCCGAAAAAGAAGUUCCUGCAAGCUGACAGCAAGUUCUACGAGAAAAGACGUGUUUGGAUCCUUGUGAUUAGUCAGCAUCUUGUUGAUAAUAAUUUAAGAAGUGAGGAUGUCCGUCGGUUCUUCCAUCUCGAAAGUCCGGAUGAUGAUGAGAAUAAUGUUGAUCUCGGACCAAGUGAGAGGAAAACAGCCACCGCCAAUGAUUUCGAUUAUCUGACAACUAUCGGAAAAGGAAGCUUUGGAAGAGUUUACCAAGUCAGGCACAAGGAGACCAAAAAAAUCUACGCCAUGAAAAUUCUGUCCAAGGAACAUAUCAGAAAAAAGAACGAGGUGAAACACGUCAUGGCAGAAAGAAAUGUGCUCAUUAACAACUUUAAGCACCCUUUCCUUGUUUCACUUCACUUUUCGUUCCAAAAUAAGGAGAAGCUGUAUUUUGUGCUCGAUCACUUGAACGGAGGAGAGCUUUUCUCUCACCUCCAACGCGAGAAACAUUUUUCCGAGUCGAGAAGUCGUUUUUACGCGGCCGAGAUUGCAUGUGCUCUGGGUUAUCUUCACGAGAAAAACAUUAUCUACAGAGAUUUGAAGCCUGAAAACCUUCUGUUGGACGAUAAAGGUUACUUGGUGCUCACCGACUUUGGGCUCUGUAAAGAAGAUAUGCAAGGAAGCAAGACAACUUCCACAUUUUGUGGGACGCCGGAGUACUUGGCCCCGGAAAUUAUUCUGAAAAAGCCUUACGACAAGACUGUUGACUGGUGGUGUUUGGGAUCGGUUCUCUAUGAAAUGAUUUUUGGAUUGCCUCCAUUCUACUCAAAAGAUCAUAACGAGAUGUACGACAAGAUCAUCAACCAGCCACUUCGUCUCAAGCACAACAUCUCUGUGCCAUGCAGUGAGCUCAUCACCGGGCUCUUGCAAAAAGACCGUUCAAAGCGUCUGGGCCAUCGCAAUGAUUUCCGUGACAUUCGUGAUCAUCCAUUCUUCCUUCCGGUUGAUUGGGAUAAGCUUCUGAAUCGUGAGCUUAAGGCUCCGUUCAUUCCGAAAGUGAAAAACGCAAUGGAUACAUCCAAUAUUUCAAAGGAGUUCGUGGAGAUUCAAAUUGAUCCAUCUUCGUUGGCACCGCAACAACUUGCUGUCACUCAUCGAGAUCACGAUUUUGAGAACUUUACAUUCGUCGACACCAAUCGCGUUUUGGUCUGAACAUGAAACCAGUUCUCACAACAUUCUUGUCACAUCUUUUUCAUUUUCUUGUGCUCUUUUUGGCUUCACCAUUGAGUGUUUUAUAUACCUGAUUAUUUUUUUCCAAAUUUAAAGUUUGAAAUAUAUGUACUUAAAUUGCAUCAAAAAUUUGAAAAUAAAACAAUUAAUAUGU
Caenorhabditis elegans is the source of this 1635-nucleotide messenger RNA. It is a transcript of the gene sgk-1, whose product is annotated as Serine/threonine-protein kinase sgk-1. The record is from RefSeq and is marked reviewed. Bases 102 to 1463 code for a protein of 453 amino acids. Gene Ontology annotation, molecular function: protein serine/threonine kinase activity; ATP binding; protein serine kinase activity. Gene Ontology annotation, cellular component: cytoplasm; nucleus; apical plasma membrane. Lineage: Eukaryota; Metazoa; Nematoda; Chromadorea; Rhabditida; Rhabditidae. The transcript has 11 exons.